CUUGUCCACUUGCCCAGAAACUCACCCCUCCUCUUCCAUCCCCACCGUCAAAUGUCCGUCGCGCCACGCCGCCGCCUUGAUGAUCAGAAAAGCGACGGCCACGAUCACCCCAUUCAAGCACCAACUCUUGUUCUUCUUCUCCUCCUCCUCCUCUCCACCACCACCGGACAACCUCCCUUCCCAGCUCUUCGCCAUCCUCUCCCGCCCAAACUGGCAAAAACACCCCUCCCUCAAAGCCCUUAUCCCCUCCAUAUCCCCCUCCCACGUCUCCUCCCUCUUCUCCCUCAACCCGGUCCACCCCCGAACCGCCCUCCACUUCUUCACCUGGCUCGCCCACAACCCCAAAUUCCACCACAACGUCCACUCCCACUCCUCCCUCCUCGCCCUCCUCCUCCGCAACGGCUUCUCCGGCCCCGCCGAGAGGGUCCGCAUUUCGAUGAUUAAGGCUUCAAUCUCUAACGCCGACGCCCGGUUCGUGCUGGACCGGUUGCGCCGGUUCAAGCACGAAUUCGGGUUCAAGAUCACCCUCAGAUUAGGCAAUGUAGUUGAGGCUGGUGUCUAUGUUAGUAAGAUCGUUGAGGCGGGUUUGAAGCCGAAUACGAAUACUUACAAUUCUUUGAUAAUGGGGCAUUGUAGGAAUAAGGAUGUGGAUAGUGCUUACAGGGCUUUUAAGGUGAUCCCCAACAAGGGUUGUGCAAGAGAUGUGGUUUCGUAUAAUGUAUUGAUACACGGGCUCUGUGAGGCUGGCAGGAGUAACGAGGCGUUUGAGUUGUACUCUAAUAUGGAGAAGGAUGAGUGUUUACCAGAUGCGCCGACGUAUAAUGUUCUUAUUCAUGCAUUGUGUAGAGGGGGGAGGAGAUUGGAAGGGAUGAGUUUGUUUAAGGAGAUGAAAGAGAAGGGUUGUGAGCCUAGUGUAAAUACUUAUAAUGUGCUCAUUACUAGCCUGUGUGACGAAAAUAAGCUUCAGUAUGCUAGGAAGGUUCUAGACCUGAUGUCGGGGAAAGGGUUGGUUCCGGAUGUUGUCACGUACAAUGCAUUGAUUGAUGGGUAUUGCAAGGAGGGAGCGGUUGAGGCUGCGUUUGGGAUUCUGGGUUUGAUGGAAUCUAAUAAGUGUCGUCCAAAUGCUCGCACGUUUACUGAAUUGAUUCAUGGCUUUUGUAAAAGGAAUAAUGUGCACCAGGCAAUGGCGCUUCUUGAUAGGAUGCUUGAACGGAAGCUCUCACCAGACCAGAUUACAUAUAAUUCGUUGAUCAAUGGGCAGUGUAAAGCAGGUCAUGUAGAUAGUGCUUAUAGGUUGCUUAGUUUGAUGAAACAUAGUGGUUUAGUUCCUGACCAGUGGACUUACAGUGUCAUCAUCGACAGUCUCUGUAAGUUGGGGAGAUUAAAAGAAGCUCAAGCCCUCUUCGAUUCUCUCAAGGACAAAGGCAUCAAAUCUAAUGAAGUGAUAUUUACGGCUUUACUUGAUGGUUACUGCAAGAUUGGGAAAAUCGAUGAUGCUCGCACUUUAUUUAAUAGAAUGCUUGCUGAGGGUUGUUUCCCAAACUCGUAUACUUACUGUGCCUUCCUAGGUGGGCUGUGCAAAGAGGGAAAAACAAAGGAAGCAUUAUCAGUGGUGGAACAGAUGCUAAGUAGUGGUGUGAAGCCUACAGUCCACACUUGUAAUGUUCUAAUUAACCAUGUGCUGAAAGAAGGGGAUUUCAACCAUGCUCAGAGGUUUUUGAGUGAAUUUGUUUCUCUUGGUUACCGACCUGAUGCAGUCAUGUACGGUACAUUUGUUCAUGCAUAUUGCAGCAUAGAUAAUAUAAAAGAAGCAGAGAAGGUAAUGACUAAGAUGGAUGAAGAAGGAAUUUCUGCAGAUUCAUUGACAUACGCAUUUUUAAUCGAGGCAUAUCUUCGUUUGGGAUUAAUAGAUUCUGCAUUUGAUGUCUUUAAGCGCAUGUUUGAUGCUCAUUGCAACCCUUGUCAUCGCAUCUAUUACUUGCUCAUCAAACACCUGUCAAAUGAAAAGUUGCUGCAGACCGACGAUAAUGUAGUAGGACUUCAUAUGGUUUCAAGUGUCCCAUCAGCUGAUAUGUGGAAGACAGUGGAUUUUGAAAUUGCUUUAGAGCUCCUUGAGAAGAUGAAUGAACAUGGUUGUGCACCGAAUGUGAAAACUUACGGUGAGCUUAUAGUAGCACUUUGCAAAGUUAGGAACUUGGAAGUAGCCCGUAAGUUGUAUGCUCAUAUGAGAGAUACCAGCAUUUCUCCUAGUGAGGAUAUUUGUAACUCUCUUCUUAAAUGUUGCUGCGAGUUGAAGGUGUAUGGAGAAGCAGCUAUUCUGGUGGACGCUAUGAUUCAGCUUGGUUAUUUACCAGCAUUGGAGUCGUGCAAAUUGCUUGUAUGUGGACUUUUUGAAGAAGAGAAUAGUGAGAAGGCAAAUUCUGUUUUCUGCAGAAUUCUUUGUUGCGCGUAUAACUACGAUGAAGUGGCCUGGAAAGUUCUUCUUGAAGGUUUACUUACGAGGGGUCAUAUCAAUAGAUGCUCUGAGAUGGUAACCGUCAUCGAAAAUAUGGGUUACAAGCUUCAUUCUGAGACCUAUUCAAUGUUAAUUGAGGGAUUUGAUGGAAUAUAAUACUGAUCUUCAUUGUUGUUUUACCUGUAUAUGUUUCUGUUCAGCUCAAAGAGUAGAUCUUU
This is a messenger RNA of Rosa chinensis, 2673 nucleotides long. RefSeq names its product pentatricopeptide repeat-containing protein At5g65560. The coding region runs from base 80 to 2611 and encodes 843 amino acids. Gene Ontology annotation, molecular function: protein binding. The transcript has 2 exons. The record is from RefSeq and is a predicted model, not a curated record. Lineage: Eukaryota; Viridiplantae; Streptophyta; Magnoliopsida; Rosales; Rosaceae.